Schistocerca nitens (vagrant locust) is the source of this 1644-nucleotide messenger RNA. Its product is annotated as dynein intermediate chain 2, ciliary-like. Bases 1 to 1644 code for a protein of 547 amino acids. The record is from RefSeq and is a predicted model, not a curated record. NCBI's taxonomy places the organism in Eukaryota, Metazoa, Arthropoda, Insecta, Orthoptera, Acrididae. Gene Ontology annotation, cellular component: outer dynein arm. Gene Ontology annotation, molecular function: dynein light chain binding; dynein heavy chain binding. The transcript has 9 exons. Gene Ontology annotation, biological process: cilium movement; outer dynein arm assembly.
AUGGUUGUUCUAGGUAGUGGGGAAGGGGAAGGGGACGAGGAAGGAGAGAAAAAAGAAGGCGAUGAAGGAGGAGGUCCUAAGAAAAAUACUAAUCAAUUUAACUUUUGUGAACGUUCUGCACUCACAUAUGAUAACCCUUCUAGAGAUGCGACAACACAAACGAUUCCUCCUCCUCGUAGUCGAUACUCCGCACUGGUAUCACCAUCUAUGAUCUUUGACAUAUAUCAAGAAGAUUAUGCUCUGCAGCAGCAAAGCAAGGAAAUUCCAGAGGAAAUAGUUUCUGUAAGUUUAUUCAAGAAACCUGAACCUAAGCAAAGUGAUAUCCGUGCGGCAAAACUCAUCAGUCGACAAACGAUAUGUGCUAAGAAGCUUGAAAGGCUGGUCAAUCAGAAUGAAAAUGAUGAAAUAGCUCAAGAUUUCAGGUAUUGGGAGGACCCAUCAGAUCAGUAUAAAGAAGUGGAAGGAAAUUUACUGCCACUGUGGAAAUUUGUUUAUGAAAAUACAAAGAAAAAUCAUGUAACGGGUGUCUGUUGGAACCCACAGUACUAUGAUUUCUUUGCGGUGUCCUUUGGUUAUUUUGACUCCACUAAACCACAGCCUGAGGGAGCUAUGUGUCUCUUCACACUGAAGAAUCAUUCCUAUCCUGAAUAUAUUUGCCUUACUGAUACUGGAGUGGUGUGUGUUGAUGUUCACCCAGACUAUCCUAGUAUGAUUGUAGUUGGACUAUAUGAUGGAAAUGUUGCUGUUUACAAUGCUAGUGUGUCAGACAAGGAACCAGCAAGGAAGAGUCACUUCAAAGACAAGCAUGGAGGUAUUGUAUGGCAGGUUCUGUGGGUCCCAGAUUUGCCAGAUGGAGAAAUGAGCUUCUUCUCAGUUUCUGAAGAUGGUACCGUACGAAAGUGGAUUAUUGGACUGGAAGGAUUGGCCAAGGCUAUUGUACUCACACUGACCCUCGCCAGAGAUCCAGUUCCAGGACCAUAUGGUACUACAGUCAGUUUAGUAGGAUCUGGCACUACAAUGGUUUUUCACCCAAAAGAAAAACAAGUAUUUUUAGUUGGAACUGAAGAAGGACAUAUAUACAAGUGCAGCACUAUGUAUACUGCUUCAUACUUGAUGACAUACGAUGCUCAUGACAUGGCAGUGUACAGAAUUCAUUACAACAAAUACAACUCUGACAUAUUUGUCUCUUGUAGUGCUGACUGGACAGUUAAGAUAUGGGAAGACAAAAGAAGUGACCCUCUGUAUAUAUUUGAUCUGGGAAAUCCUGUUCAAGAUGUGGAAUGGGCACCUUAUUCAAGUACAGUUUUUGCUGCUAUUACUGAUGGAAGAGUUCAUGUGUUUGACUUAAAUAUUGACAAAUAUAGGCCAAUAUGUGUCCAGUUUGUUGUCUCGGCAAGAAGGAAUAGACUUUCAAAAAUCACUUUCAAUUACAAAAUACCAGCAUUACUGGUUGGAGAUGAACGUGGCUGCGUUACUAGCCUAAAGAUUUCACCAAAUCUACGCAAGAGAAUGAAACCACCAAAGAAAGGACCACAGAUUGAGCCAAGAGAACUUGAAAUAAUGAAACUGGAUAAACUGCUGUCAUUUGUACGGGAGCCUGACAAAUUAGUGCCACCACCAGAUGUUCCAGAUAUAGACUAUUAA